GAAGAAGUUGUAGUUCAUUUAACUACAUACCGGGAGACACGUUUCUAUCCUGAUUUUGUUUAUGUGACUAGCUAGUGGACAUUUUAUUCCUUGCAAGUCAACAUUUUGUGUUUGCUAUUAUCUACGUUAAUCUAACUAACGUAGCCACUGUGACUUGUGUCUGUUAGUAGCAGCCGAAGCUGUUAGACGUUAGACGUUUUGGCGUAUAUCAAGCUUGCUAACAAUCUAACUUAGCUUGAAUCAGCUAUGAACGUGGGGCCCACACGCUUGUACUUGUCUGUCAACAUUUGAAGAGCAAGCAUGAGCAGCCUGGAUCAACACCAGCGUCUCCAUCCUAGUUUCCGUGACAAAACAACUGUUUCUAGUGAUUCAUCAGAUGCUCAUGAGCUUGCCAAACAGCCUCUCCAAGGUCUAAUAUUGGCAUCACAUGCAGUGCUGGAGAAAGCGCAGCAGAGGGGCAGGUUGAAAUGCUCUAAAUGUGGAGGAUCAAGGAUGUUCUUCUGCUACACAUGCUGCUCAUUAGUGGGUGUCACUCUGCAAGAAAUCCCCUUAAUCAAGCUUCCCGUGAAAAUAGACAUCAUCAAGCAUCCCAAUGAGACAGAUGGCAAGAGCACUGCAAUCCAUGCCAAGAUUCUCGCACCCAGUGAUGUCACGAUAUACACAUACCCCUGCAUACCUGACUUUGAAAAAGACAAGGUGGUGUUGGUGUUCCCUGGUCCAGGGGCUGUCUCAGUUCAAGACAUGAUGCAAUGUUUACAUGACUGGAGUCACAGCAGGUCACUUUACUCCUUUGAUGAACCCUGCAUAAAGAGGGUCAAAAGUGAGGAAGUUCAAGACGCCACACACACUGCAGAGAACCCAAAGUCAGGGACCCCAGAUGAAGCAAAGGGCUUUGAGUCAAGGGUCUGUCCCCUGCAGAGGGUGGUCUUCAUUGACAGCACAUGGAACCAGACCAACAAGAUCAGCACAGACGAGAGACUUCAAGAUUUGCUCCGGGUAGAGCUGAAGAUGAGGAAAACAUGUUUCUGGCGCCGUCAAAAGGGAAAACCAGACACCUACUUAGCUACUAUCGAGGCUAUUUAUUAUUUCCUGAAGGACUUCCAUGAGCAUUGCCUUGCUCAGGAGUAUAAUGGAGAAUAUGAUAACCUUCUUUUCUUCUACUCUUAUCUGCACUCAGUUGUCAACAAAGCUAAGACUUCUGCUGGAAAGUGCUGAGGAAAAACUGACAUCAGCUACAAGAGACUGUUAAACUAUAACUGAAGGAUUGAUUUAUGUGCAAGCCCUGAUGUCUGGUUUUAAGUUCAUUGUGGUGUCAACUGAGACUUAAAUUGAUCUUUUAGGGCAUUUUGUUUUUGCUCUUCCCACCAUACUGUGUUGUAAAUGAGUACAGUUAGCCUUUUUAAAACUUAACAUGUAAUAAUGUGAAAGGAAGUCAGGCUUCAGAAGCAUUUAAAUAUUUUUAUUUACAAAUCGUUACACAAGUUAUCCCUUAUUCUCAAAAAAUUCUUAUGAAUCUUGGGCACCUCUGUAAUAGUAUCACAUUUGUUGCAGACCCAAUAAAUCAGUUCCCCAAAAUA
Molecule: messenger RNA, 1577 nt
Organism: Micropterus salmoides (largemouth bass)
Lineage: Eukaryota; Metazoa; Chordata; Actinopteri; Centrarchiformes; Centrarchidae
Gene: dtwd1
Product: DTW domain containing 1
Exons: 5
Coding region: 301-1215 (304 amino acids)
Biological process (GO): tRNA modification
Cellular component (GO): nucleus
Molecular function (GO): tRNA-uridine aminocarboxypropyltransferase activity
Source: RefSeq, a predicted model, not a curated record